Molecule: messenger RNA, 546 nt
Organism: Acanthosepion pharaonis
Lineage: Eukaryota; Metazoa; Mollusca; Cephalopoda; Sepiida; Sepiidae
Source: the annotation of a GenBank genome assembly
AUGCCAUGUUCACGGCGGAAAACCAUUCGUUCACGGUGGAAAACCAGGACGAUCGUCAUUCCAUGUUCACGGUGGAAAACCAUUCUCAUAGCCAGGACGAUCGUCAUGCCAUUUUCUCGGCGGAAAACCAUCCUCAUAGCCAGGACGAUCGUCAUGCCAUGUUCACGGUGGAAAACCAUCCUCCACGAUCGUCAUGCCAUGUUCACGGCGGAAAACCAUCCUCAUAGCCAGGACGAUCGUCAUGCCAUGUUCACGGCGGAAAACCAUCUGUCGCCAUGUUCACGGCGGAAAACCAUCCUCAUCGCCAGGACGAUCGUCAUGCCAUGCUCACCGUGGAAAACCAUCCUCAUAGGCAGAACGAUCAUCAUGCCAGGACGUUCACGUUGGAAAACCAUCCUCAUAGCCAGGACGAUCGUCAUGCCAUGUUCACGGUGGAAAACCAUCAUCGCCAGGACGAGUCAGAACGAUCCGCGCCAUGUUCACGGUGGAAAACCAAAGCCAGGACGAUCGUCAUGCCAUGUUCACGGUGGAAAACCAUUCUCAUAG